This is a messenger RNA of Cordyceps fumosorosea ARSEF 2679, 798 nucleotides long. RefSeq names its product cleavage and polyadenylation specific factor 5. Lineage: Eukaryota; Fungi; Ascomycota; Sordariomycetes; Hypocreales; Cordycipitaceae. Gene Ontology annotation, cellular component: mRNA cleavage factor complex. Gene Ontology annotation, molecular function: mRNA binding. The record is from RefSeq and is a predicted model, not a curated record. The transcript has 2 exons. Bases 1 to 798 code for a protein of 265 amino acids.
AUGUCGACAAUACCCGCCGGCACCAUCCAGUCUGGCAACCCGCCUGUGUUUCCCCUCGACUUCAACGCGAACCAGCCGCCCAAGGUCCGUGUCUAUCCCUUCUCAAACUACACCUUUGGGGUCAAGGAGACGCAGCCCGAAGAGGACCCUUCCGUUAUUGCGCGCCUGAAGCGCCUCGAGGAGCACUAUGCCGAGCACGGCAUGCGCCGCACCUGCGAGGGCAUACUCGUCUGCCACGAGCACAACCAGCCGCACAUCCUCAUGCUGCAGAUCGCAAACGCCUUCUUCAAGCUCCCCGGAGACUACCUGCGGCCCGAGGACGACGAGAUGGCCGGCUUCAAGACGCGCCUCGACGAGCGACUCGGCCCCGUCGGCCGCCUCGGCGAGGACGAGAAGGACGGCGACUGGGACAUUGGCGAGUGUCUAUCGCAAUGGUGGCGGCCCAACUUUGAGACCUUCAUGUACCCCUUCGUGCCCGCCCACGUCACCCGUCCCAAGGAGUGCAAGAAGAUUUACCUCAUCCAUCUGCCCAAGAACAAGGUCCUCAGCGUCCCCAAGAAUAUGAAACUACUCGCCGUGCCCCUCUUCGAGCUGUAUGAAAACAGUGGCCGAUACGGACCUCAACUCUCUGCGAUCCCACAUAUCUUGAGCCGCUACAACUUUGAAUUCGUCGACGAGGACGGCAACGUCGUCAAGGUCACGCCCGGCGACGGCGCCAAAGCUGGCGAGCAACCUCCCAAGACAAAGGUUCUUGCUGGCGACGAUACAGUCAUGAAGGAGGAAAAUGGGACAAACUAG